Messenger RNA from Python bivittatus (Burmese python), 527 nucleotides. The record is from RefSeq and is a predicted model, not a curated record. NCBI's taxonomy places the organism in Eukaryota, Metazoa, Chordata, Lepidosauria, Squamata, Pythonidae.
AGAAAGUCCAGAAGGAGAUUGAAGAUGUGUUUGGCUUCUCAGGGUCAAUUUCCUAUCAAGAUCACAAGAAGCUGCCCUACACCAAUGCUGUUCUUCAUGAAAUGCAGCGUAUAAAAUAUGUCUUGCUAUAUGGGGCUACCAGGAAAAGUACAAAGGAUGUGAAGAUGAGGGGUUACCACAUCCCAAAGGGGGCUUUUAUCAUCGCAGACCUCCGCUCUGUCCUUUUUGAUCCUGAACAAUGGGAAACACCUGAAGAAUUCAACCCCAAUCACUUUUUAGACAACGAUGGCAAGUUCAUCACCCGGGAAGAGUUUCUGCCAUUCGGAAUAGGUCAGCAUGUAUGUGUGGGAGAGCAGCUGGCAAGAAUUGAGACCUUCAUCUUUCUCACCAGCCUGUUGAGGGCCUUCCACUUCCAGCUGCCUGAAGGGGUGAAAGAACUCAAUCAAGCACCCGUUGUACAGUUGAUCAUGCAUCCACACCCUUACAAACUCUGUGCUGUUCCCCACACAGGCAUAAAAACACCAUGA